UCCAAGCCCUGCAGCCAGACCCUGCCCCGGCCCCUCGGUGGCAGCGCGCUAGUGACAGAGGAGGUGGCCAUGCAGGAGCCCCUGCUGGGAGCCGAGGGCCAGGACUAUGACACAUUCCCCGAGAACCCGCCCCCGUCGCUGGGGGAGAGGACGCGAGUCGGGGCCCCCCAGAACAAGAGGGUGUUCCUGGCUACCUUCGCCGCUGUGCUGGGCAACUUCAGCUUCGGCUACGCCCUGGUCUACACGUCCCCGGUCAUCCCGGCCCUGGAGCACUCCCCAGAUCCAAACCUGAGUCUGACCAAGGUCCAGGCCUCCUGGUUCGGGUCUGUGUUCACACUGGGUGCCGCAGCCGGCGGCCUCAGCGCCAUGCUGCUCAACGACCUGCUGGGCCGGAAGCUGAGCAUCAUGUUCUCGGCGGUGCCCUCAGUGGCCGGCUAUGCUCUCAUGGCGGGCGCCCGCGGUCUCUGGAUGCUGCUGCUGGGCAGGAUGCUGACGGGCUUCGCCGGGGGGCUCACGGCAGCCUGCAUCCCGGUGUAUGUGUCUGAGAUAGCCCCCCCGGGCGUGCGUGGGGCUCUGGGGGCCACGCCCCAGCUCAUGGCGGUGUUCGGCUCGCUGUCUCUCUACGCCCUUGGCCUCCUGCUGCCUUGGCGCUGGCUGGCGGUGGCCGGGGAGGGGCCCGUGGUCAUCAUGGUCCUGCUGCUCAGCUUCAUGCCCAACUCGCCACGCUUCCUGCUCUCGCGGGGCCGAGAUGCAGAGGCGCUGCGGGCGCUGGCCUGGCUGCGCGGGGCCGAUGCCGACAUCGGCCAGGAGUUCCAGCAGAUCCGGGACAACGUCCAGAGACAGAGCAGCCGCAUGUCGUGGGCCGAGGCCCGGGACCCCCACGUGUACCGGCCCAUCACCAUCGCUGUGCUCAUGCGCUUCCUGCAGCAGCUGACAGGCAUCACGCCGGUGCUGGUCUACCUGCAGCCCAUCUUCAACAGCACUGCAGUGCUGCUGCCCCCCGAAGAGGACGCGGCCAUCGUAGGGGCCGUGAGGCUCUUGUCGGUGCUCAUUGCGGCCCUGACCAUGGACCUGGCUGGCCGCAAGGCCCUGCUCUUCGUCUCAGCCUCCGUCAUGUUCGCUGCUAACCUGACACUGGGGCUGUAUGUCCAAUUCGGCCCCAAGCCCGUGACCCCGAACAUCACCGUGGGCCUCGAGAACGCACCCCUGGGGGACACGGAGCAGCCCUUGGCCACGCCCACCGGCUCCCUCACCCUGGUGCCCCUGCUGGCCACCAUGGUCUUCAUCAUGGGCUACGCCAUGGGCUGGGGGCCCAUCACCUGGCUGCUCAUGUCAGAGAUCCUGCCGCUGCGGGCCCGCGGCGCCGCCUCGGGGCUCUGCGUGCUGGUCAGCUGGCUCACGGCCUUCGCCCUCACCAAGUCCUUCCUGCUGGUGGUGAAUGCCUUCGGCCUUCAGGUGCCUUUCUACUUCUUUGCCGCCAUCUGCCUGGUGAACCUGGUGUUCACCGGCUGCUGCGUGCCCGAGACCAAGGGCCGGUCGCUGGAGCAGAUCGAGUCCUUCUUUCGCAGCGGGAGGAGGUCCUUCCUGCGCUAGGCCAGGCCUCCAAGUUGGCCACUGACCUGCACCCAGAGCCUGGGAGGCGGCAGCGACCUGCCACCAGCCGGACGCCACCCCCGACCCAAGCUCCCUGGCGCAGGACAGCCAACAGCACUGUCCAGCAGGGUCCCUCCGCAGGCGGCCUGAGGCGCCAUUCGGACGUUGGCCAAGACCUGCGGACAGACGUGGCGGCACGCACCACAGGGGAGCACUGGCCACCCUGCCCGGGGGGUGGUGACGAGGACAGAGACGGGGAAGUGGAGGGGCUCCCGCAGAGACGGCGUCCCGUCACCCUGCUCCGACCCGAGCCACCGCUGAGCGACUGGGAGAAAGCAGGAAGAAGUCUGCCCCAAGGACUCCCAGCGGCCCCCGGGCCAGGGCACAGGACCGGCCCACACGCACUCCUGCCCCAGCCCGGCAUCUGGGAGCAGGCUCCCGAGGGCUCCCACCUGCAAACCGUGUGCCCUGUUUAUGGAAAUAAACUGGAGUUCUGGCGGGGGAGCCCCCUCCAGCCAGGCCACACUGCCA
Artibeus jamaicensis (Jamaican fruit-eating bat) is the source of this 2124-nucleotide messenger RNA. It is a transcript of the gene SLC2A6, whose product is annotated as solute carrier family 2 member 6. Lineage: Eukaryota; Metazoa; Chordata; Mammalia; Chiroptera; Phyllostomidae. Gene Ontology annotation, cellular component: membrane. The transcript is spliced from 10 exons. Gene Ontology annotation, molecular function: transmembrane transporter activity. The coding region runs from base 70 to 1593 and encodes 507 amino acids. The record is from RefSeq and is a predicted model, not a curated record. Gene Ontology annotation, biological process: transmembrane transport.